This is a messenger RNA of Neoarius graeffei (lesser salmon catfish), 2102 nucleotides long. It is a transcript of the gene fzr1a, whose product is annotated as fizzy/cell division cycle 20 related 1a. Lineage: Eukaryota; Metazoa; Chordata; Actinopteri; Siluriformes; Ariidae. Bases 259 to 1749 code for a protein of 496 amino acids. The record is from RefSeq and is a predicted model, not a curated record. Gene Ontology annotation, cellular component: anaphase-promoting complex. Gene Ontology annotation, molecular function: ubiquitin ligase activator activity; anaphase-promoting complex binding; protein binding. Gene Ontology annotation, biological process: positive regulation of anaphase-promoting complex-dependent catabolic process; anaphase-promoting complex-dependent catabolic process; positive regulation of ubiquitin protein ligase activity. The transcript is spliced from 14 exons.
CUCACCCACAAUCCUUUGCGACGGCAUCAAUAACGAAAAAAAAAUAUAUACACACAGAAAGCUGAGUGGCAGCCGAGCGAGCAAGCAAGCGACUGGAAAAGUGAGCUUUGUGACAAACUGAUAAAAGAAUUGAGGAGUAAAUUCCACACAGCGGAGCAUUUCCGGGUGAGUUUAAUCCGGCUGAGCGCGCGAGUUUGGUACCAGAAUCGCCGCGAUCCUCCUCCUCCUCCUCCUCCUCCCCACUGACCGAUCAUCUCCAUGGACCAGGAUUACGAGCGAAGACUUCUGCGGCAGAUCAACGUCCAGAAUGACAACGCCAGCCCUGUUAAAGUCACAGACGUGAUCCGUCACCUGACACCCACCAAGUCGCCAAUGUCGUCACCCAGCAAGCACGGGGAUCGAUUCAUCCCAUCGCGAGCAGGAGCCAACUGGAGUAUCAACUUCCACAGGAUCAACGAAAAUGAGAAGUCCCCAAGCCAGAAUAAGAAAACCAAGGAUGCGACUUCAGAUACCGGAAAAGCAGCGGACGGUUUAGCGUACUCGGCGCUCCUGAAGAACGAGCUACUCGGAGCCGGGAUUGAGAAAGUCCAGGACCCUCAGACGGAAGACAGGAGGCUGCAGCCUUCGACACCGGAGAAAAGGAGUCUCUUUAAUUAUACUCUCAGUGCUAAGAGAGCCACGCCCGAUGACGGCAACAAUGUCUCUCCUUACUCUUUGUCUCCUGUCAGCAGCAAAAGUCAAAAGCUGCUCCGUUCGCCGAGGAAGCCGACUCGCAAAAUCUCCAAGAUCCCAUUUAAGGUCCUCGAUGCUCCAGAGCUGCAGGACGAUUUCUACCUCAACCUGGUGGACUGGUCGUCCUUAAACGUGCUCAGUGUAGGACUGGGGACCUGCGUGUACCUGUGGAGCGCCUGCACCAGCCAGGUAACGCGGCUGUGCGACCUGUCUGUCGAAGGAGACUCUGUGACGUCUGUUGGCUGGUCAGAGAGAGGCAAUCACGUGGCCGUGGGAACACACAAAGGAUUUGUACAGAUCUGGGACGCGGCAGCCGGCAAGAAACUCUUCACACUGGGAGGACACACGGCCCGAGUCGGUGCUUUGGCGUGGAACGCAGAUCAGCUUUCCUCGGGCAGUCGGGACCGUAUGAUCCUGCAGAGGGACAUCAGGACGCCGCCGCUGCAGUCCGAGCGCAGACUGCAAGGCCACAGGCAGGAAGUGUGCGGCCUUAAAUGGAGCACCGACCACCAGCUGCUCGCCUCCGGAGGAAACGAUAACAAGCUGCUGGUGUGGAAUCACUCGAGCGUGGCGCCCGUUCAGCAGUACACGGAGCAUUUAGCGGCGGUGAAGGCCAUCGCGUGGUCUCCUCACCAACACGGCCUGCUGGCGUCCGGAGGAGGAACGGCCGACCGCUGCAUCCGCUUCUGGAACACGCUCACGGCUCAGCCGCUGCAGUGCAUCGACACCGGGUCACAGGUCUGCAACCUGGCCUGGUCCAAACACACUAAUGAACUGGUUAGCACACACGGUUACUCUCAGAACCAGAUCCUAGUGUGGAAAUACCCGUCUCUGACUCAGAUAGCCAAACUGACCGGUCACUCCUACAGAGUGCUUUAUCUGGCGAUGUCUCCAGAUGGGGAAGCCAUCGUGACCGGAGCAGGUGAUGAAACGCUGCGGUUCUGGAACGUGUUUAGUAAAACUCGAUCAACGAAGGAGUCAGUGUCUGUUUUAAACCUGUUCACUAGGAUACGGUAAAGGGGCGGAGCUCAGGAUCUCAUCGUUUACACCCACUUCUUACGGACAGCAUUUUUUUCCCCUUCCACAGUGGACACUGUACAGUUUUGGACUUGCGGAUGUGCCGCUGCACUGCCAUCGUGGUUUUUUUUUUUUGUGUGUACAGUUUAUGUUCCCAUGAUGUGUCUAAUAACGUAAGCCUGAUUGUAACUAACGCUCAUGGAAGAAAGCUUGUAAAUGAAAACCACAGGCGACACUUAAUCAGAAUCAAAGUAUGUGUAGCAAAAUGAUUGUUUAUUGGAGAGAAUCAGUGUGUAUAUUAAAAAUUGACUGUAUAUUAAGAUGCCAACAAUACAAAUCACCCUGAAAGAGCA